UCUCUUGACACGUUUAUUGUUGUUCUGUUUACUAUCUCUGCCUUGAGCGGUAAAUUUGUUGUAGUUUCGAUCAUCGCAUUAGCCUGCUAAGUGUAUCUUUUUAAGGAAGAAUUCCCGAGAUCCGUAAUAAGUUUGUACUUCAACAAGUGGUUUUUCUACCCAGAAAUAGCUUCCGCAUAGGCAAUAUUGUACUUCCGUGUUUCAUUGCAUAUUUUUAUGGAAAUAUGGAUUCGUAUAAGGCAUUAUGCGAAAUAUGUGGUAUCAGUUUUACGUUCAGGAAGGAUUUAUACAGACAUUUGAGAGUAUUUCACGACAUGGACGUAAAUUUAGAUAAGGAUAAAGAAACAUGCGACUUGUGUGAUAAAAAGUUUUCGACUAUCGCUGCCCUCGAGCGUCACAAGAAAACUCACAGACCCGCUCCACAAAAACUGUCGUGCACGGAGUGUGAUGACUUCAUAUGUCGUACGAGGGAGGAGCUAAGAGGUCACCUGGAAUGUGAGCAUGGAAUAAGUAUGGAAACUAAAGAACUGGAGUUUGAUUCAAUGGAACAGUUUCUGCAGUGGAAAUUGAAGAUGGAGGGUGAUGCGAAAGUUUUCUUUACAAAGAGAACUGGUGAAAGGAUGGUUGACAGUGAGAAAUCCCGUUUAUACUACAUUUGCCACCGUUCGCGAUCUGCCGUGAAAAGUGGUUUUGGCAAAAGAUUGAGAGCAUCAAACAAAAUUGACCAAACGUGUCCAGCAUCCUUGAUAGUGACAAAGAUGCCAUCAGGCAAAAUAAGUGUCAAAUGUUACAUGACCCACACAGGUCAUAACUUUUCUGUGGGGCCUCUCCAUUUUGCUCAUGCUGACAGAGCAAUGGUUACUGGCCAAAUAGUACUUGAACCCGAGAGUACGUAUGAUGUUACUGUGAUGGAAGACAGUGGCACAACAUGGCAGCAAGAAGUACAGCACUUCACACCAGGGCCUGUCAUUGUGACAGUGGAAGAAGUAGAUGCCAUGUCAUGGCAGCAAGAGUUGCUACACAGCACACCAGAUAUUUGUGGAAAUAUGUGCGAAAAAUGUGGUACCAGUUUUACAUUAAGGACGGACUUAUACAGACAUUUGAGAGCAUUCCACAACAUGGACAUAAAUUUAAAUAAGGGUAAAGAAACAUGUGACUUGCAUGAUAAUAAAUUUUUGACUAUUGCUACCGACGAUCAUCGCAAGAACAUGCACAUACCUGCUCCUCAAAAACUGUCAUGUACGGAGUGUGGUGUUUUUAUAUGCUAUACCAGGGAAGAGCUAAGAGGUCACCUGGAAUGUGAGCAUGGAAUAAGUAUGGAAACUAAAGAACUGGAGUUUGAUACAAUGGAACAGUUUCUUCAGUGGAAAUUAAAGAUGGAGGGUGAUGAGAAAGUUUUCUUCACAAAGAGAACUGGUGAAGGGAUGGUUGACAGCAAGAGAUCCUGUUUGUGCUACAUUUGCCACCAUUCAAUAUCUGCCAUGACAAGCAGUUUUGGCAAAAGAUUGAGAGCAUCAAACAAAAUUGAACGAACCUGCCCAGCAUCUUUGAUACUGACAAAGAUGCCGUCAGGCAAAAUCAGUGUCAAGUUCUACAUGACACAUACAGGUCACAACUUGUCUGUGGGGCCUCUCCAUUUUACUUAUGCUGACAAAACAGUGGUUACUGGCCAAGUAGUACAUGGACCCAACAACACUGAUGGAAUUACUGUGGUGGAAGAUGGUACUGAAUUAUGGCAGAAAGACCUGCAACAACACAGAUUACCUGGGCCUGUCAGUGUGACUGUGGAGCUUAAUAGUGCCAUGUCAUGGCAACAGGACCAGCAGCACUUCACACCAGGUGUCAACACUAAGCAAGGUGUUGCUGUGGAGCAUAGUUAUGCUAUGCCAUGGCACUUAUCAUAGCGAUACAGCACACGAGUGUAACACAGCUUCAGCAGUGCUGGGUAGUGUCAACUCCACUGGAUGGUAUGGGAUCAGAAAUAAACAUGUCAGGGAAACCCUUCUGACAAUUUUAUCCCAGAUGUGUGCAGGAGCAGGAGCAAAUCUAGUCAUGGUCAGGUUGGAACCAUUUGUUAUAUUUCUCUUGAAUACCUUAAAAAAGAGUCUUUAGUGGCUACAUUCAGCAGGUGCUGAGUGGGCAUCAAAUUCAUAGUUCUUGGCAAUCAUUCCAGGCUGGCGGCGCGAGCUGCGUCAGUUGCCGGCUACAUGGCGAGGAUGGUAUCGCGGCAGUGGGUGACGGAAGCAAUGGCAUUCGGUCACUGAUUCACUCCCUUUUUCUGGCUGGGUGGCCAGUUCUUAUAAUCAAGAGUAGUCCUGUGAAGAAGUGCAAUCCCAUGCAGUGGGAGCCACAACUGUAUCGCAGCACACCAGGUGGACGAUGUUGGCACAUCGAAGGAUGGUGAUUCAGCUCCAGCAUCUUGCAAGCUGAAGGUGGAUCUUGCAACAAACAAUGUUGCGGAUGUCUACAGUAACUGUAUAUUUAUAGUGAAUAAUCCAGCAUCCUCACAGACAGUUCACGAGUCACUAGAUAUUCAGACAUCCACACCUAGGUCCUCAACAACUAAGAAAAGAAAGCAAAGUGAAGAAUAUGGAUCUGCAGUUCAGCUGAUAGCAAAGGCACUCCAGGAAGAUGUUGAUGGUGAUGGUGAUGGUGAUGAAACAGUCCUGUUUGUUAAAUUUCUCGGAGCAGAAAUUAAAAAAAUAGAAGUGUGACAAAAAGAAGACAUCUGAGAUUAUAACUAAUGAAAGUAUUCUAUAGAGAUUGAUGAAUAAAUUUAAUUUUGAAAUGUAAUUUGCUUCUAGACUAUGGAACUAUAUUCUGUACCUGUCUCACGAUGUAUCCUAAUAUUACCUCCAGAGAGAGAAUAAUAUGGGAUCAUUCAUGUCUCCAGGCAGUGUUUCUUCAUAUGAGCAAACUGACUGCAUUUAUUCACAAGCAGUUGUAAAUAAUUGUGUGCAGCAAAUCUCUCUAAAUCUGAUCAAAUAUAGAACAGACUGUUGUCAGUAUUUUUGCACACUAUGAUCAGUUUAUUCAGUAAUUCAGCCAUCCAAUGUGAGCCGUGUUAAAAGAGCAUGUGAAA
Molecule: messenger RNA, 3082 nt
Organism: Schistocerca nitens (vagrant locust)
Lineage: Eukaryota; Metazoa; Arthropoda; Insecta; Orthoptera; Acrididae
Exons: 13
Coding region: 225-1904 (559 amino acids)
Source: RefSeq, a predicted model, not a curated record